Molecule: messenger RNA, 4470 nt
Organism: Choloepus didactylus (southern two-toed sloth)
Lineage: Eukaryota; Metazoa; Chordata; Mammalia; Pilosa; Megalonychidae
Gene: TMOD2
Product: tropomodulin 2
Exons: 10
Coding region: 262-1317 (351 amino acids)
Biological process (GO): muscle contraction; pointed-end actin filament capping; myofibril assembly
Cellular component (GO): striated muscle thin filament; myofibril
Molecular function (GO): tropomyosin binding
Source: RefSeq, a predicted model, not a curated record
AGCGAACUACGCUUCCCAGCCUGCUCCGCUGCGGCCGCGCGCCGAUACGCAGCUCGGGGGCCGCGGGCCGGGGGCCGCCUGUUGAUCGCCGAGCUCGCCCGGCACGGCGCCGCCCUUUUCGCCCCGCCUGGCUUUCUCCCGGACUACGGACUGACAGCCCGCGCCGCGGCUCCGGAAUGGGCGCUCCCGCAGUGUUCUGAAGUCUCAGGAAGCUGGCCCAUUUAAAUGUUCCCGGUCCACGAGAAAGGCAUUUAAGAAGCCAUGGCACUCCCUUUUCAAAAAGAGCUGGAAAAAUACAAGAACAUUGAUGAAGAUGAGCUUCUUGGCAAACUCUCAGAAGAGGAACUGAAGCAGCUGGAAAAUGUACUUGAUGACCUAGGUCCUGAGAGUGCACUGCUGCCAGCUGGAUUCCGACAGAAAGACCAGACACAGAAAGCAGCCACCGGCCCGUUUGACCGCGAGCACCUCCUCAUGUACCUGGAGAAGGAGGCUUUGGAACAAAAAGACAGGGAAGACUUUGUGCCCUUCACUGGAGAAAAGAAAGGGAGAGUCUUUAUCCCCAAAGAAAAGCCCGUAGAAACUCAUAAAGAAGAAAAAGUGACCCUCGACCCAGAACUGGAAGAAGCUUUGGCCAGCGCCUCUGACACUGAACUCUACGACCUUGCAGCUGUUCUUGGAGUACACAAUUUGCUCAACAAUCCAAAAUUUAAUGAAGAAACGACCAGCACUACCAGUGGCAAAGGGCCUGUAAGAAAUGUGGUCAAAGGGGAAAAGGUCAAACCAGUAUUUGAGGAACCACCUAAUCCCACAAAUGUGGAAGUAAGUCUGCAACAGAUGAAAGCCAACGAUCCCAGCCUGCAAGAAGUCAACCUCAACAACAUCAAGAACAUUCCAAUUCCAACCCUGAAGGAAUUUGCAAAGGCUCUGGAGACCAACACUCACGUAAAGAAGUUCAGCCUGGCCGCCACGCGCAGCAAUGACCCUGUGGCAAUUGCUUUUGCAGAUAUGCUGAAAGUAAACAAGACCUUGAAAAGUCUAAACAUAGAAUCCAAUUUUAUCACUGGAGCUGGGAUCCUGGCCCUGAUCGAGGCCCUGAAAGAAAAUGACACCCUGACAGAGGUCAAGAUCGACAACCAGAGACAACAGUUGGGAACGGCUGUAGAAAUGGAAAUUGCCCAGAUGCUCGAGGAGAAUUCAAGGAUCCUCAAGUUUGGAUACCAGUUUACCAAACAAGGGCCAAGAACAAGAGUGGCGGCUGCCAUCACAAAGAAUAAUGACCUGGUUCGUAAGAAGCGAGUUGAAGGAGACCGAAGGUAAACUUUCACAAGAGGAGAAGUUUCACCAAGGCAGCUGUUGUAUGGCCAUUUAAAAACAAACAAAAACUCCUCUUUCCCAGUCAGGACCAUUUUAUCAAAGGUUGUUCAUUUCCGUUAACCAUACAACUAAUAAUUUAAUUGUUCUUUUUUUAGCACUACUUAUUUAUCUUGGAUAUUUAAUAUUUACAAUUGUUUUAUUUGCUUGUGGGCACCUCUGGCAACUUGCACAAGUACACUCAUGCAGAUCUUAGUGAGUGACAACAAACAAAAAUUAUUUUAACCACUUUCAUAUCAGGUUGUCUUGCUUUUAUUACAUGAACUUUUUUUAAAAUCACUGAGUUUAGUAUAUAAAAUGUGUUUUUAACUGUGGUUUUGAUAGAGACCUAGCUCUGUUUACAUGCAUAGCUUUGAGUUAGGCUGAAUGCAUUAGAAUAUUCUGCUGACCAUAUAAGAAUUUAGUAUUGCCAAUCUUUCUCUGUAUGAGAAAAUAUAACCAACUUAGCACAAAUUCUCCCUUGGUUACAGACAAAUCAUUAAGUGCACAUACCCCAUUGAUUGAAGAUCAGUGGUGUCAUCUCUGUAAAAGCAAGACAGCGUUAUAAUACUUUUGACACAGCAUUAGCAAAUAAGUAUGUAAUAUUUAUUGACCCAUGAAUAUAACUUCUGCCUAGACUUACAAAUAGCACAUCCACCUUUACUGACUAUUCAACAUAAAUUGGAUCUUUAUGUGAGUCUAAUGGAUAACUAUUAACAAAGCAGUUUUAAAAUUUUCCAGACAUGAUAGGAAAUUUUUAAAUUUUUGCAAGAAGAAGGUUUUGAAACAGUACAUUCUUAAAUAAAACCAUAAUAAUUGCACCUUAAUCAAAGUUGUCUAACAUGCAUGAUUGCAUUAUUUUGGCAAAUUUUAUAAGCAUUUACUGUGUUAUCUGUCAAGAGCACAGAAGGAGAUGUGAACAUUUGGGUAAUUCUAUUAUGUUUUGUUCACAUGGUGUGAUCCAGCCAGACAUUUGCAAACAUCAGGAAAAAUGUGAAUUAUGACUUAUCCAGAUGUUUGUCUUCUACAACUGAGAUGAUUGCAUUUUAGUGUACAUUAAUCUUUUAACCUAGCAUGCAACACUAAGUGAGAGUAAACUAUGACUGUACCCUUUAGCUGAUGCUUGAUAACUAUCAGUACACUCUGUGACACUGCCUUAGGGACUUCUUGCUCUCUGCCUCCCUUCUUACCUUCCUUCUUCCUUCUCAUUCUCUUUUUUCUUCUCUUCUGUAAUUCUGAGCCUUACAAAAUGACAUCCCUCAUGCCGAUGACACCUUGAGCUAGAGACACUGCUGACCCAGGCAGAAGGCAGGCCUAGUCCAGAAUUUAUUUAGUAACUGAAUGUUCCUGAGUUGCUUGGUAGCAGUAAAACUAGUUAAUGGAAAAAUAAUGAGUAUAUUAUUCCAUUUAGCUUAUAAAGUACAUGGAUACUGCUUAGGAUAGCCUUUUAAAAACUAGACAUUUAUCUGUAUUACAAGUACCCACAUCUACGUUUCCAAAAUUCUUUGAAACAUAUCAUUGUCUUGAGAAUUUUUGCAUUUAUGGGGAGAAUAAUGAGCAAAACAUGCUAACAUUUUUGAAAACCUAAAACUCUUAGUUUACUGCCACAUCUCCCUAUCUACGUAAAAAAACAAGUAAAUACUAUUUGAUUUAGCCUGAUAUUCCUUUCCCUCUCACCCUUUAGUUGGAGCCAACUCUUACAGGCUUGCCAAUUGUUAAAUUUUCAAGAAUUUGCAAGCUGGCUGUUUAAAUACAGCUGUCAAUAAAAAGUGUAUUACAUAAACUCACAAUUAUAUGAUAUAUAGUAAAACCAAAAGUAAUAAAUACUCAAAAAUACUGCAAUUAACUAUUUCUUUGCUCUCAAGAUGAUUUCCAUCUGCUGUAGCUGGAUGGUGGAAACACUACAUAAUGGUGUGCUACUGUACAUCUAUUCCCAGCUCCAUGUUCAGGAACUUCUUGUUGGUAGCUUGAAAUUGUCCACAGUGGGAAUAUUUACACCUCAGAGAUGGAAAUUAAUAAAUGUUACAAGUUAGGGCUUUUAUCCCCCUAGAUAGUUGUUAAACAUUCAUCAGCACACCACUGGGUGAAAUGUAUAAAACAUGUUUUUUGUAUACAUAGCUUUUGCUUACCAUAUUGUGAAAGAGAAGAAAACUUCUCUUGGCUCUCUUUUCUCCUAUCCUUUUAGGUUUGCUGCAGACGUAUUUAAGUAUGUAGUCACUGAUCUACCCCUCCAAGUAAGCCUUUUUUUCUUUUCUUCUCUUCUCACUCAUUCUUUCCUGCCUUUUCCCCUAAAAAAUCUGUGCUCUCCAGAGUAUUCGCUGGAGCCAUGGUGCUGUGGACUGGGGGCUAACACAGUUGCUGACAAGCCUUGACAAAAAACAAACAAAUCAGAAUUUUGGCCAUGACUGUUUCUGUUGGACAAGCAGUCAUUGAUAAUAUCCAAGCAAGGUAAUGGGAUAUUAUCAAAACGUCAGACUGGUUUUAGCUUGUAAAAUCAUUUGGUCACAUGUAAUGGAGGCUAAGAAAUCACACAUUUUAUUACUAAACAGUGUACCUUAUCAUUACCCAUGUUUUUAAAAUAGCGUGAAAGGUGACAUUUCCAUGAGUACUCAUAUAUUAAAAAUAACUCUUAGGAGAUAAACUUAGAUUUUUGGAAACUUGUACAUCAUUUAAUUAUUCCGGGACACCAUCUCCCCAUCUGCCUGAAAUACGUUAAGUGGAAGCUUUUUCAUGAUCAUGAACUGAUUGGUUCCUUACCAUUGUGAUUCAUUGUGAUGGGGCAUAAUGUAUAUAAAAUAUUUUUAUACAUACAUGUUUUGACAAAUAUUAUGUUGAGAUAUGUCUGGACCACUGAAUGAUGGGGAACACUGUCUCCCCAGGCCCACUUUCUUCCCCUUUUAGAGUUGUGCAGGCCCAAGGCAAGUGUAAAAUCAUUCACUGGGUCUUGCGGGCUCAUAUCACCAACACCUAUCACAGCACGUGUGGAAGAUGACUUUUAGAAGAUAAGUUUUGGGAGUCUAGAAAUCAUAUAAUUAGUCCAACAUUCCAUCUCCCAUCUGCAUAGAGUGUGUAAUGGAAGAUGUUUUAUCCUCAUCAGCAUAAUAAAGUUCCUUCCUUUUA